UACGCUGAACAUUUUGAACAGACACGUAAUCACAACUUUGCCUUUUAUAUAUAUUAAUAAUUAUAAAAGUCCGCUCAAGCGGCACUGGUGUUUGGUGGCCGAGAGCGGGAAUCGAAUCCUGGUCGCCGGGUUCUGUAGCGCGGCGCGCUAACCGCUGCACCACCGCUCCCACACUCAGACAAAGAUCGCCCGUACGAGCACACACACAGCUCGCACGCACACACAGCUCGCACGCACACACAGCUCGCUCGCACACACACAGCUCGCACACACACAGCUCACACACACACACGCACACAGCACGCACACACAGCUCGCACACACACAGCACACACACACAGCUCGCACACACACACAGCACACACACACAGCUCGCACACACACAGCUCACACACACGCACACAGUGACAUGCAGGGAGGGUCUGGUGCGUGUCGCCAUGUCCACGUCUCCUGCCUCCUCCGUCCUCGCCUCCAUCAGGCAGCGGCUGGAACCGCUCGGAUUCGAGUGCCACGGCUUCCAGGUGGGCUGGUAUAAUGAGCGGGUGCUGGAGGGCUUCCGCCUGCCCGUGCCAGCAGAGUCUCUGGCCGUGCUCGUCAUCAGCACCCCCUCCAUGUUCGAGCUCGCACUGCUGCCAUUCCUGUCCCGGCCGGAGCGGUGCGGCGUCCGUGACCCCGUGGACGAGUGCUCGGCUUUUCACCUCGCCGCUGUCGCACAGGAGUUCCCGGGCCAGCGCGUGGACGUGAUCCACGACUUCGACGUGCUGCCCAGCCGGCGGCCGCGCCUGCUGGUACAGACGGCGGCGCACGUGGCCGGCGCGGCCUUCUACUACCGGGCCGAGGACGUGCGCGACGCCCCCUGGCCCGCACACAAGAAGAUGUUUGGGGUGUGCAUGCACCCCGUGUACGGAGGCUGGUUUGCCAUCCGGGGGGCGCUGGUCUUCGCGGACGUGAGCGCCUCGGAUCUGCCGCGUCCGGAGCCUCCCGACUCCGUGUCCUCCAACGCCGCACGCAUCCUCCUGCUCGAGAAGUUCAACUACAACUGGCAGGACUGGAGCUAUCGCGACGUGAUCCCCGUGAAGCAGCGCUACUCCGAGGCACAGAAGCUGUAUUUCUCUACACCACCCGACCAGCGGCACACCCUGCCCGGCUUUGCUUUUCUCCAGCCUCAGCCCACAUCACAACCAGGGGCUGAAUCUGAAACUGAACCAGUGUCCCGACCAGAGCAAGGGUCAACACCAGAAGCAGUGUCUGCACCAAAACCAGAAUCGGUGUCACUACAAGCAGCAGUGUCCGUACCAUAGCGAAUGUCUACACCAAAACUUGUUUAAAUGCACAAAAACAGAACUCAUGUCUGUUACAUAAACACAUAUACAUCAGAACCAGUGUCUGCACCUAAAACAUAAUCAGUCAUUUGCACCAAGAACGUGAACGUUCUGACCCUGUGCCUCUACUGGACGUCUGUGAAAAAGAGCUUUAUAGCUCAUCAGAUUCCUCCAGUAUAAAUACAGAUUUUGAUUCUGAAGAACAGACCAUUUGUCAGUCCAAAAGCCGGUGUGUGUACCAUUAACAUUGCCUACAAUGUAAGCCGUGGCUAUACUAAAACCAGAGUACUGUGACGAGAUGCCGCGCUGUCAAUGGGGAGCGAGCGGCUCGUAGCAGUUGAGCUGCUGCACGUAACCCGAGAGGGAUAGCCACCAAUGGCUGCCUGGAUGUCGUCUUCCACGGAAAAGUCUGUUAAUAGAUACCUAUAGCACGAUUGGCAAAGGGGAUUAAAACCAAAUUCUGCCUUGGCUGCAAGUGCCUUGUGAUAGCAGCCUGCAAAGUUCUGCGACCUUGACAUAAGGAACUGCAUUGUGCUUUUGUAUCAAAAUAUGCACUAUAAAGCAGAACUUUAGUCACUGAGAAAUUGUGGACUGCACGUUUCUAUUUGCCAUGAAAAAAGGGUAUACAAUUUAAGGAAAUUAUAUUAAUAGGUUUUCGUAGCCAAUACAAUUGUCCAUACAAUGUUUGUUGAUUGGUUAGGCCGCAUGGUAGUUUUAAGCCAACGUUCUUGUAGAGCGGUAAUGGCAAUCAUUUUUUACUUAAACUACUGUAUGGCCCAACCCAAAAACAUUGUAAAAAUAUAUACAUCUAACACUAUCUGAGCGAUUGUCCGCAUUGUUUCCACAAACUAAGGGUUUAAUAAAUAAAAGUAUAAUGAUAGUCAA
This is a messenger RNA of Lethenteron reissneri (Far Eastern brook lamprey), 2207 nucleotides long. RefSeq names its product metabolism of cobalamin associated C (gene MMACHC). Gene Ontology annotation, cellular component: cytoplasm. Gene Ontology annotation, biological process: cobalamin metabolic process. NCBI's taxonomy places the organism in Eukaryota, Metazoa, Chordata, Hyperoartia, Petromyzontiformes, Petromyzontidae. Gene Ontology annotation, molecular function: demethylase activity; cyanocobalamin reductase (cyanide-eliminating) (NADP+) activity; FAD binding. The record is from RefSeq and is a predicted model, not a curated record.